Halteromyces radiatus is the source of this 2843-nucleotide messenger RNA. RefSeq lists its product as uncharacterized. Lineage: Eukaryota; Fungi; Mucoromycota; Mucoromycetes; Mucorales; Cunninghamellaceae. The coding region runs from base 67 to 2658 and encodes 863 amino acids. Gene Ontology annotation, biological process: vesicle-mediated transport. The transcript is spliced from 10 exons. Gene Ontology annotation, cellular component: endocytic vesicle; cytosol. The record is from RefSeq and is a predicted model, not a curated record. Gene Ontology annotation, molecular function: small GTPase binding; guanyl-nucleotide exchange factor activity.
UUUUGAUAAAUAAUAAUAAUAACAUAAAAAAAAAAAAAAGGAAAUCAAUAUAGUUACCAUCCUUUGAUGUUUCGUUUUGAAAACUUUCGGAAACCAGCUAUCGGCACAUCAACAGAAAAUGCAACUAUAGAUAUUGGCCAUGAUCCAUUGAAUUCACCUUCUACUGACUUGACAAAUGAAGAUAACAAUGACAACAGCAACAAACCACCAGCAAGUUUUUUACAACGCAUAGCCAGUAGUGAUACUCUAUUCCGACCACCACACAAUAAGAAAUCAAGUACAUCCAAUAUUCACAAAAGUACGUCAUCUUCCACACUUCAAUCGACCUCUUCUUUCUCUAUUCCUAUACCAAGCAAUUCGUGGGGUAUGAAAGCACUCUCGCUACUACAAGAUCCUGACAGUACUGAUUAUGAAGAUAUCAUUGAUUUACUACUAGAUGGGGAUAGGGCUACAUUACUUCUACCUGUAUCAAGACCAACUCAUCCUUCUGUACAUAUCGACCUGGAAUUUAUCAAGGAUCAUGUGAUCAUUUAUCCUCCUCAGCAAGAUAGAUCUUAUGUUAUGUCUCUUAGUGGUAUACGCGGUGCAUUUAAAAAGGAUCAGUUUGUUGCACUAGAUCUUUUAACCUCAGAAUAUGAGAGUAGCUCUUUUAUAGGGAGAACCGAAGAACGAAAAUCUGCAUUUGAUAGCUUUGAUUUAGAUCCAACGUCAAUUACACCUGAUCAUCCUGUAUGCAAUAUUCUCGCCACUCAUGUGCCCGUUAAAUUACGAGGAGAUAAAGUUAUUUCUACCAUGUUGAUUCAAAAACCUUUGUCAAGAUCAGAAGUCAUGGAAUGGAUGCGCAACCGACAACAUUCACGGAAUAUGGAAUCAAGUUUGACCACUUCAACAUCAACAGAACCUUCUACUUCAACGACAUUAGAUGAUCCAUUGGCUCAUACUGUGAAUGCGUUUAUCAAUGCUUAUCGACAUCGACCUCCGAAAACAAUCACUAUGGCAAGCGCGCAAUGGGCCGAUUUUCUGGAUGAUUUACGUGACUCUAUGGAUACUAGUACUGGACAAAACAUUGAUGAUAGAUUAGAUAUCAUUGAAACUUUCAUGUGUCGAGAAUUAUACGACAGAUUAUUUAUGGCCGGGUCUAGCGAUGAUUCACGACAGGAUGAAAUUUUGGAAUCACGUAUUGCGGCUGUCAAUUUGUUAGAUCUCAACCUUGGUCAUUUGGGUGUUGCCGUGGAUCCUUCGGAAACUGAAAGUCUUAAUAACAUGGUCAAAUCUGCUGGAUCUCAGUUACAGCUUCUAAAUACUCUUCCAGGUGCCAAAGAAAAAUUAGAUGCUUUAGUGAAAACUCACCAAAUCAUAGUCGAUGCCAUCGAAGAGUUUGCGACAGAAAAUAAGGAAACAGCCGUGGGCACGAACUUGGAGGUGAUACAAGAAAUGAAACUGGCAAUGUCAACUGUCAACGAUGAAUCAAGUAAAGUUAGUAUCAGUGGUGAAUCAAUGACGGAACAACAACGAUCAGGAAUCGACAAAGAUACCAGUCAACAGCUUGAUAGCGCUAGAUCUACUGAUGAUAUCAAUAUCUCAAUAUCUGACAAUCAGCUACAACCCAAAACUACAAAAACAACGACGACGACGACGAUAGUAGAUACCCACCUGAAUACUCAUACUGUUGCCGACAUAAUUCCAUCGUCUUCACCGGUAUCCUCUGAUCAUUCCAAUUUGCGAACAGCUAGUGCCGAUGUAUUACUUCCACUUCUUAUUUUCACCAUUGUUAAAUGCAACCCAACCAACUUUAUGUCCAAUCUCAAGUUUAUUCAACGAUUUAGACAACCAAGUCGACUCUCUGGGCAAGCAAGCUACUGUCUCACAAAUAUCUUAGCGGCUGUCUCUUUUUUAGAAACAACGAAUUUAGUGGGUCUUGGUUUGUCAGCUGAUAAAGUACAUAGCAAUGUGAUCGAUUUGAAUGCUAUCGCACCAACCGAGAUGGUAUCUGAUCCGUCAAAUCAACAAGGGUCAUCAUCAUCAAGUAGUGCUGGAGGGACAGGAUUGAAACUUGUAUCUGAUGUGAUGGAUAGUUCUUAUCGUGUAUUUGACGGAAUUGGUCGAUUCUGGCAACAACGGAAUGGAACUGACAAUGAUAAUUUAACAGUAUCAGCGACAAUGACAUCAUCUGCACCUACAACGGCCCAGGUGAUUGAUACCAACAAUAAACGUCAUCAUAGCUUUUCAUCAUUAUCACCAAGUGAACUUAAGGACAUGGCCACUUCAGUAAUAGGAUUAUCAAAAUCGAAAAAGGAAGAAUCAGGAACAACAACUCAUCGUGAAGGUAUAAACUGGGAAAACGCUGUACCAGGAUUUUUAGAACAAAGGAAAGCAUCUCUCAAGCCUUCUAUAUCCACUUCGACAUCUUCGUCGACUUCAUCCAGAAACGAUUCUUUCCAAAGCCUUUUACAAGCACCUGCUCAGUUUAUUCAGUCUGUACAACAAAAAUCCAGCAGACAAACGCAACAUCAGCAUCAACAACCUUAUGAUGGACCUUUACAGAAAUUUUUGACGAUGAAAUCGGUGGAUGAAUUGACGAUAGGCGAAAUUCCAGAGCUAUUGGCAGAUUACAAGCGACUGGCAGCAAUACUGAAACAGUCCAAUUUAUUACAGUGAUACUUUUGAUCUCUCUCUCUUUUACUUGGAUUUUGGAUAUUCUUCUAUCUGGGAAUCCAGAUAUUUGGGUUUAUGAUUUGGUUCCUGCAAGAAAUGGAUGUCGGAUAUUUAUUUUAUUAUUCCUUUUUGGUACGAUGGGGAUUACCUAUUUUGGAACUUGUCUUUAUAUAUAUAUAUAUAUAUAU